ACGAUAUAUCCGUUAGACCAAAAAGUUAGACCGAGAGAGGGCACUCAGCUCUGUGCCCCACUCCUAGAAAAUUCCGUUGGAAACAGUGACGAAUUUGAAGUGAAUGUGAGAAAAUUGCAGAGAGAAGGUGAGGAACAGCAGAAGAGAAAGUGAGAAAAAAUUGCAGGGUCGGGGAUAGCGUCUCAAUGGAAGAGAAUGUCAGCUAAAAUCGAAAAGAAAGUGAGAGAAAAUUGAAAAGAGAGAGAAAGUUGAAGAGUGGGAGAAAAUUGAAAGGGGAGUGAGGGAAAACUGAAACAAAACCCUAAUCUCCAGAUGUCGUACUCGUACUCAUCAGAGAAGCAAAACCCUUAUCUGCCGUUGAAGAAGUCUCCGUCAAGUUGGUCAAAUCUCUGGUUCAAGUCACCCAACAAAGCCCUAAACCAUGUGGUUUUCACCAUGCACCUCAAGUCUCUCACCAAACACCAACUUCAACCUCACAAAGCCCUUAUCUUCGAUCGAACGCUGCUCCUGUCCGAUGAGCUUCUGCUACGGGUCUUCCAGAAACUCCCUGAAUCGCAGAGGAAGCCCAACUCCCUUGUUUGCAAGCGUUGGUUGAGUCUUCAGGGUCGACUCGUUCAAUCCGUGAAGCUUCUGGAAUGGGACUUUCUUGAAUCAGGUAGACUCGUUUCGAGAUUUCCGAAUCUCACCCGUGUUGAUUUGGUUCACGCCUGCAUUGUCUGGCCUCGAAGUUGUGGCGUUUUGUUGAAUCACAGAGUUGUUUCAGUUCCUGUAGAUUCCGAAGUUUCACAAAACGGGUUUCUUGAGAAUGGAAAAGUGUUAGCUUCUAAUGUUGUUGACAGAGGUUUGAGAUUUCUUGCCAGUGGGUAUCCUAAUUUGCGUAAACUCGCGGUUGUAGGGGCAAGUGAGUUGGGUUUAUUGAGUGUGGCUGAGGAGUGUUCUACACUGCAAGAAUUGGAGUUACAUAAGUGUAGUGAUGCCACAUUGAGGGCGAUUUCCGGGUUUGGGAAUUUGCAGAUCUUGAAAUUGAUUGGAAAUGCUGAAGGGCUUUACAAGUCUUUGGUCUCGGAUGUUGGAUUGACGAUUUUGGCACAAGGGUGUACGAGGUUGGUGAAGCUUGAGCUUAGUGGGUGUGAGGGGAGCUAUGAUGGGAUCAAGGCAAUUGGGCAGUGCUGCCAAAUGCUCGAAGAACUGACUCUGUCUGAUCAUAGGCUCGAUGGUGGAUGGCUGUCAGCUCUAUCUUAUUGUGAGAAUUUGAAGACUUUGAGGUUUCAGUCAUGUAGAAGGAUCGAUGUCUGUCCAGGGCUUGAUGAGUAUUUGGGUUCUUGUCCAACUCUUGAGCGAUUACAUUUGCACAAGUGUCAAUUGCGGGAUAAAUUGAGUAUGAGAGCAUUGUAUAUGAUUUCUGGGGCAGUGAGAGACUUUGUUAUUCAGGAUUGUUGGGGACUUGACAAUGAUAUUUUGGGCUUAGCAACUACUUGCAGGAGGGUAAAGUUGUUGUCUUUAGAAGGAUGCUCAUUGCUAACAACAGAAGGUCUGGAGUCUGCCGUGCUUUCCUGGAAAGAUCUUCAAAAGCUGAGAGUAGUAUCAUGUAAGAAUAUCAAGGACAGUGAAGUCUCCCCCGCACUUUCAACCUUAUUCUCGAUUCUGAAGGAGUUACAAUGGAGGCCUGAUACAAGGUCUCUCCUCUCAUCGAGCCUUGUGGAGAGUGGCAUGGGCAAAAGAGGCAGUAAAUUUUUCAGGAAGAUAUGAGACCUGAAGUGCCUGCCUGAUUCUUAUAAUCUGAGGCUCUUAUGCUCUUAUUUGUUUCAGACUGCCUGAUUCUCUCCCCAUGUUGGAUGUUCCUAUUUGCAUAGAGGGAGCCUUAUACAAUUGUUGUAAAAUGCCAAUCUUUUCUGCACUCCUUUCUCAAUGCACAUCGAGUGCCUUAAUGGAAUAUGCUCAAGCAUAACUCUACAUAGUACUUUUUUCUUUUGAAGAAUUGCUUCCUGUCUACCGAGGAAAUGAAGCAUUGAUUAAUGUAGUCACACCAUUGAUCCACAAUGAAAAGAUGUGUUCACUCC
This is a messenger RNA of Vitis vinifera (wine grape), 2060 nucleotides long. RefSeq names its product F-box protein At5g07670. Gene Ontology annotation, cellular component: SCF ubiquitin ligase complex. Gene Ontology annotation, biological process: SCF-dependent proteasomal ubiquitin-dependent protein catabolic process. Lineage: Eukaryota; Viridiplantae; Streptophyta; Magnoliopsida; Vitales; Vitaceae. The transcript has 2 exons. Gene Ontology annotation, molecular function: protein binding. The record is from RefSeq and is a predicted model, not a curated record. The coding region runs from base 313 to 1749 and encodes 478 amino acids.